This is a messenger RNA of Rotaria sp. Silwood2, 399 nucleotides long. Lineage: Eukaryota; Metazoa; Rotifera; Eurotatoria; Philodinida; Philodinidae. The record is from the annotation of a GenBank genome assembly.
AUGAAAUCAACAAUAAUACAUAAUAGAAAGAUUUACUUACCUGAUGAAGAUGAAAUGAGAUCCCUUCGUGCAAGUUUGAUUGAUAUUCAUCCUAAUGCUCGAUGGCAACAGGAUGGUGUCACAGUAGCUGGAGGAAAUAGGCUAGGCAAUGGAAUCAAUCAACUCUCAAAUCCAUGGGGUUUAUAUGUUGAUGAUGAACAAACUGUCUAUGUCGCUGAUCAAUCAAAUCAUCGAAUUAUGGAAUGGAAAUCAGGUACGAGAACUAGCCAAGUGGUUGCCGGUGGCAAUGGAAAAGGAAGUGGCGCUCAUCAAUUGUUUUAUCCACAAGAUGUUAUUGUCGAUAAAGCAACAGAUAGUCUAAUUAUAUGCGAUAGUUUAAAUCAUAGAGUGGUUCGAUGA